This is a messenger RNA of Aspergillus oryzae RIB40, 687 nucleotides long. RefSeq lists its product as uncharacterized. The transcript has a single exon. The coding region runs from base 1 to 687 and encodes 228 amino acids. NCBI's taxonomy places the organism in Eukaryota, Fungi, Ascomycota, Eurotiomycetes, Eurotiales, Aspergillaceae. The record is from RefSeq and is a predicted model, not a curated record.
AUGGACAAGCCACCAGAGCUCAAAUCAGAAUGGGAAACGGCCCUCAGGGGCGCAGGUCUCGAGGGCAAAACUCUACAAAGUCUUGACCUUCUUUCUGCGUCCAAGAUUAACAUCGAACAGUUCUUGCUACUCAAGAAGCACUACGAUGCUUGCUUUUUCAACCCGGAUCAUGUCGGCUUAGGUGGUCCAAUAAAACAAGCAAACGAUAUUCUAGCCAAUUACAAGGAUUUCGCGAACUAUCGUAGCGUCUUGACUCCCCGUAGGACAACCGCGAGUAACCAUACAAUACCCGAUCUUGGCACGUUCUCCCUUGUUGAAGACUUCCAGGCGGAUGUUCGAGGAUUGCAGAAGCCCGUGAUACAGUCCAGCAAUGUUCAGUUUAGCCCGAGCCCGUUGUCGGGACGAACUCGCGCAAAAGUCAAAGCGAAAAGUAUCCAACAACGGGAAGGUCCAGGCCAAGGUGCACCAGAGACUCCCUCUAAACCGCCAAAGGGACUUUUCCAUGGCCGGGGCAUGACUAUGAUGAUGGAGGAAGGUGAAGAUCUGGACUUGGACAUCGGUGGACUUAACUUAGCCGAAGCUCCAACAAGGCCGAUGAAAAUAUCGCCAUAUCCCCCUGCCCCCAAGGAUGCGUCCAUACUACUCGAGCGCACAGAUGAUGAAGAGACUGUUGGUUUUCCCUCCUGA